This is a messenger RNA of Ipomoea triloba (trilobed morning glory), 1439 nucleotides long. RefSeq names its product GDSL esterase/lipase At1g28580-like. The record is from RefSeq and is a predicted model, not a curated record. Gene Ontology annotation, molecular function: lipase activity. The coding region runs from base 57 to 1199 and encodes 380 amino acids. Gene Ontology annotation, biological process: lipid metabolic process. Lineage: Eukaryota; Viridiplantae; Streptophyta; Magnoliopsida; Solanales; Convolvulaceae. The transcript has 5 exons.
CCUGAUCACCUUUGCCUUUUUGUCUCUCUUUUGUAAUUGGUUACGUUAUCAUAACUAUGGAACAAAUGAUAAAUAUCCUUUUCAUUCUCUCCAUUCUACUUACACCGUCGGUGGGGUGCUAUACGGCAAUUUUUGGCUUCGGCGAUUCCGUUACCGAUACCGGAAACCACCUUCUCCUCUCUCCCUCCAACGAUAUUCCCCACAUGGGACUUCCGCCUUACGGGGAAACCUUCUUCGGCCACCCCACCGGCCGCUGCUCCGACGGCCGCCUAAUUAUUGACUUCAUCGCUGAACGGUUUGGGCUUCCGUUGCUGCCACCGUCGGCCGGAACACUUUUGGGCGGCAUUAAUACAAAGGGAGGUGUGAAUUUCGCGUUCGUCGGAGCGGCGGCGAUGGACAGUUUAUUCUAUGAAGAAAGAGGGAUUAGCAAUAUUUAUACCAAUGUUUCCAUGAGAGUUCAGUUGAAUUGGUUCAAAGACAUGCUGCCAUCUCUGUGCACAACACGUUCAAAUUGCGGAGAUCUAUUUGAAGGUUCACUUUUUAUUCUGGGACCUUUUGGAGGCAACGAUUAUCGACAUGCACUUUUCCAAGGAAGCACCAAAGAAGAGGUUUGGUCAUUUGCGCCCAAGGUUGUUGACGCCAUUGCCUCAGCUGUAAAGGAAUUGAUUGAAGUUGGAGCCAAGACAAUCAUGGUUCCUGGGGAGAUGCCUGACGGAUGCUUAGCAGUGACUCUAUCACAGUUCCUAAGCACUUCUAGCAAGGAUGAUUACGACCCAGAAACUGGUUGUCUUAUUUGGAUGAAUAAAUUAGCAGAGUUCCACAACCAGCUACUCAUAACCCAGCUGGACCACAUCCAGAAACAACACCCCAAUGUCUUAAUAAUCUACGCUGAUUACUACAACGCUGCCAUGAAACUCUAUCGCUCUCCACGAAAACAUGGAUUUGUUGGAGAGCCCAAGUGCCUAAGUGCCUGCUGUGGAGGUGGGGGGCCUUACAACUACAACUCCUCGGCAGAAUGUGGCAUACCACCUUCCACUGUGUGUUCUGAUCCCUCCACAUACAUUGAUUGGGACGGCCCUCACUUGACCGAGGCGGCGUAUAGAUUGAUUUCCAUUGACUUGCUUGAUGGUCCGUUUACUUCUCCAAAACUUAGGGAUGUAUGUGCUACUGCAAAGCCUAAAGAUCCCCAGGCAAUAUAGUCUAGUGUAUUCACUUGUAUUAUUGUACUGCACCGUCGAUUAAUGUAUUGUUUGUAUCGGUGCAAUGAUCAUUUAUUGUGUUCUGGUGAUGCUCGCUUUGUGAUCUUCUGAUCUUAGGGGCAGCAAAAAUCUUAGUAGGUAUCCCUAUCCACCAAUUAUUUAAUCAAUUUGGUUGGGUUAUUCAUGUUAAAUAAUUACUCAGUACUUGUUAGGAUGUUUUUAAUGCAUUGUUUUGUGUAA